Molecule: messenger RNA, 5613 nt
Organism: Pan troglodytes (chimpanzee)
Lineage: Eukaryota; Metazoa; Chordata; Mammalia; Primates; Hominidae
Gene: POM121L2
Product: POM121 transmembrane nucleoporin like 2
Exons: 1
Coding region: 1822-4929 (1035 amino acids)
Biological process (GO): RNA export from nucleus; protein import into nucleus
Cellular component (GO): nuclear pore
Molecular function (GO): structural constituent of nuclear pore
Source: RefSeq, a predicted model, not a curated record
GUUGGUGUGCUUAAAGGUAUCCCACAUUUCUUUACCACCUCUCCUGCAACCACGGUUGCACUCUGUUUGCUAUCUCUAUUGUUUUGCCUUUUCCAGAUUGUCAUAUAUUUGAAGUCAUAUGUAGCCUUUUCAGAUGGUUCCAUUCACUUAGCAAUAUGGAUUUUAGGUUCCUCUAUAUCUUUUCGUGACUUGAUAGUGCAUUUCUUUUUAGUGUUGAAUAAUAUUCCAUUGUAUGGUUAUGCCACAGUUUAUUCAUUUGCCUGUUGAAGGACUUCUUGGUUGCUUCCAAUUUUUGGCAACUACGAAUAAAACUUCUAUAAACAUUCACAUGCAGGUCCUUAUGUGGACAUUCACUUUAAGCUCAUUUGGAUAAACACGUGGAUUGUGGUGGUUGAAUUGUAUUGUAGGACUGUGUUUUAGCUUUGUAAGAAAUUGCCAUACUGUCCUCCAAAGUGGCUGUACCAUUUUGCAUUCUCAUCAGUAAUGAAUGAGAGUACCUGUUACUCCACCUCCUCCUUAGCAUGUGGUGUUUUGAAUUUUAGCCAAUUGAAUGGUGUGUAGUAAUAUCUUACUGAUGUUUAAUUUGCAAUUAUGGUAUCUUACUGAUGUUUAAAUUGCAAUCAGAAGUAUUUACUGAUGUUUAGUUAUAUAUAGCUAAAUAUUGACAUAUAGCAUAUGUCAAUGAUGUUUGGCAUCUUUUUAUACUGUUUUCCAUCUGCAUAUCUUCUUUGGCGGGGUUUCUGUUUAAAUAUUUUGCCCAUUAAUUUUUUACCUUAUUAUGAGUUUUAACAUUCUAUGUAUAUUUUGUAUACCAGUGCUUCAGCAGAUACAUACGUAUUAUGCAAAUAUUUUCUCCAGUCUGUGGCGUGUCUUUUCAUUCUCUUAACAGUGUCUUUCACAGAGCAGAAGAGAACAGGAGGUGGCCUGAGCAAGGGACUGAGCCAAGUGCUUGUGGAGGGCUCAGGUUCUGGGCCGUAAGAUGCGAUUUCCCAUUCGCCCACUCCGGAUCUCUGAGGCCACUCCUGACGGCAAUCUCCAUUAGUUCUUCAAGUGCGAAUAGGAAGGAAACCUGGAUUCUGCCGCUGGGAGACACAGGUGGAUCUCUAAGGUGGCUGUGCGGCAAAUGACUGACACCUACUGGCGGCGUCACGAUCUGCAAAAAAAAAGAGAAACGCGGAAAUCCUCAAUCAGCUGCCUUCCCGACUGCUAGUGCCACAAAUGCCAUCCGGGCGGCACAGCCACCGGUCCAGAUCUCCAGUCCUGAGCACCUGCGAAAGCCGCCCGCACUCACUCUGCGGGGUGCGGAUAGUGCUCCCCACUCAGACUCCGGGGAUCCCGCGGGCCGACGGAUCUGCGCCGGGGCCCUGAGCCCCCUGAGCCUGUACCUUCGAGGCCAGUAAUAGUCGGAGCCUGGAAACUGUGCACCCACUCGAUUCCAGCUCUGCGCCACUUGGGACCACAGGGUCCCAGACAGCCGCUGCCGACGCCAGGGGCGAGGGGCAGUGAGCUUCCUCUCGAGUUCCUCUCCCCGCGCCAAGUACUGCAACUCGCUGCGGAGGCAGCAGAGGUCUGACCGCCUCGCUGAGGUCUCAGAACAGCAAAGCAAGUUACUGGGACUGCCGAAGUCCCGCGUGUCCCCCGUUCCCGCGGGUGCCGGGCCUGGAGAGUGCUAAGCGCCCUGAGACUCGCGCUUUCCUAGCGCGUGAAUCCCAACCGUCAACCGAACACUGCGCUCUUCGACUCUGUCCGAUUCUGCAGACGUCCGAAACCUCGGAAGCCAAAACCGUGCUUGAACUCACUGCCCGCGCCUCAUCUCUCCUCAUGGGCAGUUUCCUGAGCAAACUGGAACUUUCGCCCUCGUCCCCAGCCCAGGUGCGCACCGACUUGCCCGAGAGGCCCACGAAACGCCGGCCACCUCAGCACCUUCACCAAGUUCAUCGGGUUCAGUUCGUCCACCGCGCCCACCCUGCCCCACGGUAUAGACCUGUGAGGAGGCGGCCAAACCUGGAUCCUGCCAAUCCAACCACGUGGCUGGCCAACGAGGCUUGGAGGCGCUUUCCCAUGAAGAAGUCCCAGAAUUCCCCCCUGGGGCCUCUCCCUUCAGACUGGUGGGAAAGUUACUUAAAGCGGACUAUUUGGUCUCUUCGACAUCCCAGGCCAAUUUGGAGCCCAGUGACCAUCAGGAUCACUCCUCUUGACCAGAGAGUGCCCCCUUCCACUUCUCCUGAAGAUGUAAUUGCCCUUGCAGGACUCCCACCCUCUGAGGAGCUCGCAGAUCCAUGUUCAAAGGAGACAGUGUUGAGGGCCCUCAGAGAGUGCAGAAAAGGGAAAGGGAGGUUGGAAGAACCACUAUUCCCUGAGAGUCUGGACAGUAAGAGAAGGAGUCCAGAGACCAGACCAUCGGCAUUUAAACCCCUGAUGAAAAAUGGAACCCUCACUUCUUUUGUGCCCAGGCCUGGGCCGCUGAAGAGAAGUCUCCACUCCUGGGGCUCAGACCACAGCUUGACUAAGAGGCCCAAUUGCUCCUCCAUGAGCUCCUUGGCCAGCAUAUACAGAGGUGGCACCCUCAGCUCCAAAAGGAAUGCUAUUUCCAGCUCUUACAGCUCUUCCAGAAAUUUCUCAGACCCUUGGAAGAGAAGUGUUCUCAGUGUGUCAUUCGAGACACCAGAGUGGCCAAUAAAAAAGGAAAAAAGUUGUCAUCGGCCUUACUCUCCAGUCCCACUGGUAUCAGAUUUUGAGUCCCUAGGAGCAUCUGAAAGUUCUGGGCAGCAAAACCAGAAGAUUCCACAGCUGCCGUCUAGCCCUGAGAACCUGGUGUCAGAGAUCCCACCUCCCCAGCUUGGUUAUGCAGUCUCUGAUGAGAACUUGACUUUGGAGAAGAAAGCUGAGCUACAGGUAAGCAACAACGCAGGAGAAGAUACAACUGAGGUCAACACAGACCCUUUCCCUGAGACUUGGCUUGCUAUUCAGCCUUCCUUAUCUCUUGCUCUGCCUUCUUCAGAAACAGAUCUAACCCAGGGAGCAAAUCCUCAGUUGGAAAACUUAAGAAAAAUGCAGAAGUCUCUAGGUCCACUGGCCUCUCCACAGUCCACAGGAGAGGCAACCAGUGUGGCCCAUUCUCCUUUGAAGACACCCAGCCUACUGACCCCACCUGGGUGCUCACAGUCAGAGCUCCUUCCAGGCACCUCUCCAGACUCAAAGCCCACAGCUACUUUCAUCCUGCUGACCCCCACCUCUCCCACAUUACCAGUUACUGACACCACCUGGCCGCCUUCAACCUCUCAGGCUGACAGGUCUCCCAUGCCCCCAGACCCACCUGCACCACCCACCAUCCAAAGUACUUUGCUUGGAAUGGUGAGUAGCCCAACAUCCCAUCUUUCUGCAUCUGCACCUCCUGAUGCAACUUCUGCUCACCUCAUGUUAAAACCGAUUUUGGGGCCCCUGCACAACAGCGAGAUUGGAAGCUCCUCAUAUUCCAGAAUUUCAGUCACAGCUGCAGCAUCUUCAAUCUCUUCCCUUUCCACAACUCAGGGUACCUUAACUCCUACCUUCAAGCCUAUCUUUGGCAGCAUAGAUCCACUUAAAACUAUGCCCAAGAUAGCUCCUUUCUCCUCCAAGCAGACCCCUCCUCCAUUUACUCAUGCUUCUACCCAUCAUUUCCAUGGCCUGGUCAAGGCCACCUCUGUGGUCAUGUCCACCACCCUAGCCAGCACAUCUAAAGACUCUGUUUUUAAGCCACCUUUGGAUUUUGGUGUAGUGAAUGUCACCAGUGCCGUAGGCAACACUUAUUCUGUCCCUUCCACUUGCGACACUUUCCUGCUUGGGACUGCUCAGGCCUUCAGGGCCGACUUCACCCCAGCCACAGGAUUCAUUUUCCCACCACACCACCAUCCUACAAUUCCUACUGUGCAUACAGUCACCAUGUUUACCCAGGUCCUUUCCAGUGUUGUACAGAUAUCCCCUAGAAGCAGCACUGCUAAUUUCAGGGGUAUGGGCAGCCCUCUGCCUGCCUCUGCCCUAGUAUCCACAAACUGGCUUGCAUCAACCCCCAGCAUCUCCAACCUGACUCCAGCAAUCACAAGUCCCUUGGGAUCAAGCUCAAGGCCACCUUUCCCACUAUCCCAAGGAGCUAAUCCCCAGCCUGCAUUUGGUGCCACAAAUGGACAGAAACAAGGGCCUUCCCAGCCAGCCUUUAUGCCAAGUGUCAGUAGUUCUUUUCUUUUUGGGAGCUCAGCAGUGGCAUUGCCAACCCCCAUGCCAACUCCAGCUCAGCCAGCCUUCAUUAGUACCACACAGUCAGCCUUGGGGUGUUUGACACCCUCAGCCUCCACCUCUCAAACCCCUGCCAGCACCUGGUCAGGCAUUGGCAGCAUUCCAGCAGGUUUUCCCAUUAGUCAAGCUAGUACAACUGGGUUUAGAAUUGUAAUUCAGACCCACCAAAGUGGGGCUUUUGGCUCAGUGUUUGGCAGCAGAGCCCCACAACCUUUCACUUUUGGGGGAUUCGUGACCCCUAUGGACUGUGAUGAGUCUGGGAUCAGAAUGACUGGUCCAGACAUGAGCCCCACCUCUGGAGCUUUCAGCAUUGGAGCAUUGCCUAGUGGGACCACUAGCACCAUGAUCCCCUUUGGAAAAGGCUGGAGCCAGAACACUGAAGGCCUGCCCAGCCACCGCACAGCUUUUUCCUUGGGGAGAGGCAGCAUUUCUGCAAGAAAGACUAUGGCCCCCAUUGCUCAAAACACCCCAGUCCCUGGACAAGCUAAGGCAGGCAGCAGUGUUGGCUUUGGGAUGCCUUUUCCACCUGCCCAGGGCUCUGUUGGGAGAGGACCUUUUAGAUCAUCAGCCUCUUCAUUUUCCAUUGGCGCAAAAUCAAAAACGCCAAAGAAUCGGGAGAAAGGGCAUUCCCGAAGGCAUCAUGCCUACAAGAAGUAGCCUGUGUUCCCUGUCACUUGCACCCUGAUUUGGACCUCAGUAUUGUUUUUGAAAAGCCUCAGUGUCUUCCAAUUUUCUAAAGUAAACAUACUCCAGAUCUAAAACUGGAGCUUUAGAUGUUCACACUGUGUGUCCUAAUCUACAUCCUUGAAGAAAGUGAAGGACUAAACCAUCUAGUGCUGAUUGCAGAUUGAGGCCAGGUGGAACCAAACCCAUUGGACUUGAACAGAACCUCGCCUUCCCCUUCCUGUCCACUCUUCUCUGUGUCAGGUGUGCAGUGUGCACAGCAGCAGGAUCUAUAAUAUCCAGACUUUCCAAAUAAGUGGAAUGUCUAUCAAUUAGAACAUUUUUUCGUACAUCCCGCCAUCCCUACUGCUGGUAAACACUAACAUGUUCUCUGUUACUCACUAUAGGUUGUCUUUUAGAGAGUGUCACUUAAAUGGAAUCAAACAGUAUGUAACCUUUGGAGACUGGCUUCCUUCACUCAGCAUAAUGCCACUGAGAUUUAUCCAAGUUGUUACUUAUAUCAAUAUUUAUUUCUUUUAUUGCUGAUUAAAAAUCCAUUUUUAAUUGUGUUCAAUUGUAUGAGUAUACCACAGUUCAUUUAUCCAUUCACCUGUUGAAGAACAUUUAUUUCCAUUUUUUCUCAAAAAUAAAUAAAGUCACCAUAAACAUUCAUGUUCA